Molecule: messenger RNA, 1609 nt
Organism: Rhipicephalus sanguineus (brown dog tick)
Lineage: Eukaryota; Metazoa; Arthropoda; Arachnida; Ixodida; Ixodidae
Product: muscle calcium channel subunit alpha-1-like
Exons: 9
Coding region: 107-1444 (445 amino acids)
Biological process (GO): calcium ion import across plasma membrane
Cellular component (GO): membrane; voltage-gated calcium channel complex
Molecular function (GO): high voltage-gated calcium channel activity
Source: RefSeq, a predicted model, not a curated record
UGCCGAUGUUACCGCUUGGUUGGCCACGCUGUGUGAGAGCAGCGCCAGUCGGGCUUGAGUCAGUGCAGCGGCAGCGUCGCUUCUUGGGACGAUCCGGCCGCGCCCUAUGCACGCGAGAAGAUGGCACAUCCGACGCCAGUCGUACCGUCCCGGCUCGGGCCCUGGCGGCGGGAGCCGCGGGAGCAGCGGCAGCGCGGGCCGUCCCCUGUCCAGCGCGUGGCACACGGCGCUGGGCGCCGCCGACGCCAUGAACACGCUGAGCAGCCAGCACAGCGGCGGCGGCGGGGCGGCCGCCGCUGCCUCGGCCGGAACGGCAGGGGGCGCCUCUGGCGGCGCCUCGUCACGUGAGCGCCGGAGGGCCCCGCGCAAGGGCCCCAAGCUGGUCGAGAGGCCCCUGCGGGCGCUCUUCUGCCUCGGACUGGGUAACCCGCUCCGGAAGCUCUGCAUCAGCGUAGUCGAGUGGAAGCCUUUUGAAUAUCUAAUUCUGUUAACAAUUUUCGCCAACUGUGUGGCUUUAGCUGUUUACACUCCCUACCCCAACAGUGAUUCCAACCAAGUGAAUGCCACUCUGGAAAAAGUGGAGUAUAUAUUUCUAGUGAUAUUUACAGCCGAAUGCUUUAUGAAAAUUAUUGCCUACGGCUUCCUGUUACACCCAGGUGCUUACUUACGCAACUCGUGGAAUUUUCUAGAUUUCAUAAUUGUAGUUAUAGGUCUUAUCAGUACAGCCUUAUCCGCAUUUAUGAGGGAAGGCUUUGACGUGAAAGCGUUGCGUGCAUUCCGAGUUUUGAGGCCACUGCGGCUAGUUUCUGGAGUGCCAAGUUUACAAGUUGUUUUGAAUUCCAUUCUGAAAGCCAUGGUGCCUUUGCUUCACAUCGCUCUCCUCGUGGUGUUCGUCAUCAUCAUCUAUGCCAUCAUCGGGCUCGAGCUGUUCUCAGGAAAACUGCAUCAGACCUGCUACAACAAUGCAACCGGGGAGUUCGCCGAGGAGGAGCCGCACCCGUGCGGCGAAUCGGGCUUCGUGUGCGACGCCAGCAAAGGUCACGUGUGCCGCGGCCCCUGGGACGGCCCCAACUUUGGUAUCACAAACUUCGACAAUUUUGGGCUCGCCAUGCUCACCGUCUUCACCUGCGUCACCAACGAAGGAUGGACGGGGGUCCUGUACAACAUCAACGACGCAAUGGGCAACGAAUGGCCGUGGAUAUACUUCAUCAGCCUCAUCAUUCUAGGAUCGUUUUUUGUCCUGAACCUCGUAUUGGGUGUCCUGAGCGGGGAGUUCUCCAAAGAAAGGGAGAAGGCCAAGGCGCGUGGCGACUUCCACAAGCUGCGCGAAAAGCAGCAGAUCGAGGAAGACCUGCGAGGAUACCUCGAUUGGAUCACACAAGCGGGCAAGCAGUCCCCUCAUCUCUCGACGCACCGGUGUUCACGCACACGCACACCAGUGUGAAGUGUCACGUUUCACGCCCGCUGACACGUGUACGCCACGGCUCGUGCAGUUCGCGGACACACAGAGCACACCACGCCGAAUGACCUGAACACACGAAAAUGGGCGAGAAAUCUAUAGGACGCGACUGACACGAGCUAGCUUGCAAACAAAACAGAAUUUCGGGGC